Molecule: messenger RNA, 5237 nt
Organism: Anguilla rostrata (American eel)
Lineage: Eukaryota; Metazoa; Chordata; Actinopteri; Anguilliformes; Anguillidae
Gene: ehmt1a
Product: euchromatic histone-lysine N-methyltransferase 1a
Exons: 29
Coding region: 482-4279 (1265 amino acids)
Biological process (GO): negative regulation of transcription by RNA polymerase II; peptidyl-lysine dimethylation
Cellular component (GO): chromatin; nucleus
Molecular function (GO): zinc ion binding; histone H3K9 methyltransferase activity; p53 binding
Source: RefSeq, a predicted model, not a curated record
CACCGUACAAGGAAACCAGCAGAGGGAGCAGCUGGGUCACAUGACCAGAGCUGAAUGCAAGCGGGGUGAGAAGGAAAGAGGCAACACGCUCUCUCUCUCUCUGUCUCUCGCUCUCUCUCUACAAUGGAAGCCAUCGAGAGGACACAGGUGCAAUCUUGUGAUUAAGCUCUGUGUGACUCAUCUUCAAGAGUUCUUGACUACAUGCCGGAAGUACAAUAGCACCUACAGUCAAAGUCUCUUCACCUUUUUAAAGGAAAAAUUAAGGCAGAUGCUUGAAGUUGUCUUGCUUAGCUCAGCUACCAACAGAAACUACUGCAGAGUUUCCCUGAGGCCUGGAUGUUGACAAGAGCUGUGUUCCUGGGAUCUUACUGCAUAAGAGAGGCUCUGAGUCAUAGAACUUGGGAGACACCGUACACGCUACUUUGCGAGUUGGUCUGGCCAGGGGCAUUGUGGGAAAGGGGGACCCUUUAAAACGAAGGUGAUGAAGGAACCUUCCAGAAUCAGAGACCAAGGUGGACCUAAGGUGGACGUGGCCAGGCAAGGUGAUGUGUCCAGGAGAGAGGCAGAUACUGAAGGGACCAAUGAGAGUUCGGAGGUGUUGAAAGACCCCCAAAGCGCCGACCCGUCCCCGGCCGCAGUAGAAUCAGGGGGCCCUCCCCUCGAUUCGGCCUUCGACAGCAAUGGACUUAACCUCAGCACACACCACCGGGGGGCGCCCCUGUGCAGGACUAGUGGCUCACCCUCAGACCCCUCUCUGCUGGGACACGCCUCCAAAGCCCUCCCCUCCUCCACGUCGGCACGGGCCCAACAACCAGGCCCUGGAGGAGGAGGAGGAGGAGCGGGCGCGGGGUCGGGGGCUGCCGAGGGGGCGAGGGCGGAGUCGGAGGCGAAGGACAGCGCGACUCGGGACGCCCUGCCGCCCGCCACCGUACAUCACGCGCGGAAGACGAUGGCCAGGCCCGCCUCCGUUCAGACCGUACUGCAGCUUUUGAACAGGGAGCAAAAAGAAUUGAACAGCGAGAGAGAGGAGAGCCGGGGCAGGCCGGAGGCGGAGCAGGCGCUGCAGACGUCCUCCUCCCAAAUCCAGCCGUCCCAGAGCCCCGCCGACCCUCCUGCACCCCCCGGCCCCCCCGCUCUCCCCGCCAGGCCACAGGCAGCGACCGCUGCGACCCGAAAGAAGAAGAGGAAGAUGGGGACCUACAGCCUCGUUCCUCGCAAGCGACCCAGAACACUGAAGCAGCGCUCCCUGCUGGACAUGUUCAAGGACAACGGGCAGGCUGCCGCAAUUGCGCAAGGGAGCCCUCAGGUGAACGGAGAGCGAGCCGAGAACGAGUACGAGGAGGAGUCCGAGGCCUCGGAGGAAGAGGGACCGCAGGCGGGCGGCGACCGUCCCGGGACGGGGGCGGAGGAGGCGGCGAGCGUGACGUCGCGAGAGGAGGACGACGCAGCCGAAAGUCACGCUCAGGCGGAAGGCCAGGAGUGGGAGAAGUCUGGCGAUGACGGGGAAGUGGAGGGAGAUGACUCCGAUCUGAGUUCGGAGACGGGGCUGAAUAAACCGUCGAAACAGACCGGACCGAGUGACAGCCCACGACCCUCAAGGAAAUGCAAGGAGAAGAUGAAUGGCAAGACGGAGGAGCUCUCGGCUCUGUCUCUUUGCCCGGCCGCCGAGGCCCACGCUGAAGAAGACAUUAAUAAUGGAUCCACCGAGCCGGAGGGCCAGACUGAAGCAGGCAUUAAUAAUGGAUUCACAGACCCAGAGUCCCAGGCUGAGGCGAACAUCCAUAAUGGAUACACGGAGUUGCCGCUGGACUCCCUGGAUCUUAAAGCCCAGGAGGAGUUGUUCUCUGCCCAACAGGAAGGUGAGUGUUCAGGGGCGGAGAUUUCGGAGACGGACACGGUGCCAGAGCUGCCCCUCUGCAGCUGCCGCAUGGAGACGCCGAGGCGGCGGGAGAUCCUCUCACUGUCGCAGCGGCGGUGCAUGGCCACCGAGAGCAUGGACGGGCAGCUGAGCCGGUGUCAGAACGCCGCGGUGAAGUAUGAAAUGAUGCGGCCCUCCAACGCGGUGCCGCUGCUGGUCCUGUGCGAGGUCCACCGGGCUGGCAUGGUCCAGCACCAGUGCUGUCCCGGCUGCGGCUUCUUCUGCCAGGCGGGGACCUUCAUGGAGUGCCAGCCGGGCAGGAACAUCUCUCACCGUUUCCAUGGCGACUGCGCCUCGGUGAUGAGGGGCCAAAGCUACUGCCCUCACUGUGGGGAGGACGCCAGCAAGGCCAAGGAGGUCACCGUCGCCAAGGCUGACACCACCUCCACUAUGCCCCUCCCCCACGGACCGGAAAAGCCAGUCCUCUUCGAGGGCAAGGCUGACACAACCAGUGGAGGGAACGACCACAGCCAGGGAAGCCCAGCUCACCUCCAGCCGUCUGGCGAGGAGAGGCCCUCGUCCUCGCCAUCAGAAACACCAAAUGUGCCUCCUUUCCCCUGUGGGUCCCAGAUGGGGGCUUUGGCUUUAGCGGGGGGGCUGGGACCAGCUAAAGAGAGUCUGGAGAAUAUCCUCGUGGCCCUGGAUGCAGAGAAGCCAAAGAAGCUGAGGUUUCACCCAAAGCAGCUGUACCCUUCUGCCAAACAGGGGGAGAUCCAGAAGGUCCUGCUAAUGCUGGUGGACGGGAUCGAUCCAAACUUCAAGAUGGAGAACCAGAGCAGGCGCACUCCUCUGCAUGCGGCAGCCCAGGCUGGCCACAGGGAGAUCUGCCACAUACUCCUGCAGGCUGGCGCCAACCUGGACAUGUGUGACGGUGACCAGAGGACCCCUCUGAUGCAUGCCUGUGAAAACAACCACCUGGAGACUGUCAAGUACCUGCUGAGGGCGGGGGCCAUCACCAGCCAUAAGGACCUGGAUGGCUCCACCUGUCUACACCUUGCUGCUAAAAUGGGGCACUAUAGCAUUGUGCAACAUCUCCUGUCCACUGGUCUGGUAGACAUCAACUGCCAGGAUGAUGGCGGCUGGACUCCUGUGAUCUGGGCGACGGAAUACAAACAUGUGGACCAGGUCAAGUUGCUGCUGUCCAGAGGGGCUGACAUCAACAUCAAAGACAAGGAAGAGAACACCUGCCUUCACUGGGCAGCGUUUUCGGGCUGUGUGGACAUUGGCCAAAUGCUGUUGGAUGGCCGGUGUGACCUCAACGUGGUCAACGUCCACGGCGACUCGCCAUUGCACAUCGCAGCUCGGGAGAACCGUCUGGAGUGUGUGAUGCUGUUCCUCUCACGGGGCGCAGACGUGAACCAGAAGAACCAAGAGGGAGAGACGCCCCUAGAGUGCUGCAUCCCUGGCUCCAAGGUGUGGGCCGACCUGCUGACCAAUAAGAAGCUGAGGGAGGCGGGGAGCGUCCAUGGCAACCAGAGAGAGAGGGCCCUUAAUAGGGACAUCUCCCAGGGAUACGAGAAGAUUCCGGUCCCGUGUGUGAAUGGGGUGGACAGCGAGCCCUGUCCCGAAGACUACAAAUACAUCCCAGAGAGCUGCGUCACCUCCCCCAUAAACAUAGACAGGAACAUCACACACUUACAGUAUUGUGCGUGUAAAGACGACUGCUCAUCCAACAGCUGUAUGUGUGGCCAGCUAAGUCUCCACUGUUGGUAUGACAAGGACGGUCGCCUGCUACGCGAGUUCAAUUGGGAGGAACCCCCCCUCAUCUUUGAGUGCAACCAUGCCUGCUCCUGCUGGAGGUCCUGCAAGAACCGCGUGGUACAGAAUGGACUGCGGACCUGCCUGCAGCUGUAUCGGACCAGGAAGAUGGGCUGGGGGGUACGAGCCCUGCAGGAUAUCCCACAGGGGACCUUUGUGUGCGAGUACGUGGGGGAGAUCAUCUCCAAUGCAGAGGGUGAUGCCAGGGAAAAUGACUCCUACCUGUUCAGCUUGGACAGUAAGGUAGGAGGCUUGUACUGCAUUGACGCCCGUUUCUACGGAAACAUCAGCAGGUUCAUUAACCACAUGUGCGAGCCCAACCUGGUCCCCAUUCGAGUGUUCACCAUCCACCAGGACCUUCACGUCCCCCACGUCACUUUCUUCGCCUGCAGGAACAUCAGUGCCGGGGAUGAGCUCGGGUUUGACUAUGGCGAUUACUUCUGGAAAAUCAAAAGCAAGUAUUUCAGCUGCCAGUGCGGCUCGCUGAAGUGCAGGCAUAAUGAAGCUACUAAUGCUCAGAGACAGCCAGACAGCACUCCUGAGGGGAAGCUGCCAGAGGCCCUGCCUGACACCAGCUCCUCCACCGCCUCAAGCCCCUGCUGAGGACCGCUUUUCAAUCCAGCAGAGCCAGGAUCAGCCAUCAGACACGCGAUCAGCCAGCAGAGCCAGGAUCAGCCAUCAGACACACGAUCAGCCAGCAGAGCCAAGAUCACCCAGGGGAGCAGAAUAGGUGAUUGGAGUCGGGAUCAGACUGCAGACGUCAUAGGUCAGUAGAAGUAGGUUCAACUAGCAGGACUUGGAUCACUUCAUUGAUUGAAACGGCUGGCUAACCAUAGGUUCAGACCAAAGAGUGAGGAACAGCCAGCAUAAAUAGCAUCUCUUAGUGCAGUCGGGAUCAACAGCAGACACGGCAUAAUCAGUAGAACGAGGAUCAGCCACCAUAGUCAGCAUCUACCUGCAGAGCUAGGAUCAGCCAGGAAGAACCAGAAUCAGUAGGUAGAACUGUGAUAAGCCCCCAGAAUGUCACAUAGAGUAGGACAAAUAUAAUUCCUCUGGCUUCUGCUGGUUUGUUUUCAGUCGCUAAAAGAAACAAACCAACAUGCACACAUUUCAAUAAUGGAUGCUUUAGAAAAGCAUGCAGUGAUAGCCACAGUUUUUUCUUAACCACAAGGAUGCAGCCGUAAAAACAAACCUUUUUGCCUGGACAUAAAUACCUGGACAAGAAAGAUGGUGCUGAGAAAGUAUCCUUUUUACAAAGUAUCUUUUUUGUUUUGUUUGUUUUACUUGACUGAGUACAAGUUGUAAAAAAUAGGAUGACAAAAUGUUUUUAACCUUUUAACUGCGUGCUAUCAAUUUUCAAGUAUUCUGUCUGUAUCUGUUAUUUCCCAUUAUUUUAUAUACUGAAGGGAAAAACUACAUAAUUUCUCACCGUCUGUGAUCUUUUGUAUCAUGAGAUAGAAAUAUAUAUGAAAACUGUGUUACAUACGACUGAUGUGUGAAAUAUGAUGCUCUGUCCAAUUGAUUGCAUCUUUCUUUUUCAAUAAAUUUACAGGGGAGAGAA